AUGUCCCGCCCGCCAGAAACUACUUUGGUUCUUUCCAGCAGAAAAGCUUUAAACAGUAAUGCUGUUAUUGGUAUCGACACCCAGUUUUUAACUGUGAGUGACUUUCUAAAAGGCAUCAAGCUUAUCCCUGCCGGUAUACAUUUGUUCCAUUACUCUGAUUCUGUUGACGAUGGCACCUCUGUUCGAUUUGGCCGCUGGUUCGAGUGCAAAAGAAACGAUAUUAUUUCCGUUGAGUUCAAGGAUGAUGCUUGUGUGUUUCGGUAUCUAACUAUGGUUCCUGAGAACUUGGGCGAUUUGUAUCAGCAAAUGGUGGAAUACCCCGAAGAUCAUAAGGCAUGGAAAAGUUUGGUCAGCUUUGUUGACACCGAGGUAGUGGAAGAGUUUUGUCCACAUGAAUUGCCUGUCUCUACGUCCACGCCUCUGAGAGAAGAGAAUAUGGUCCUUGCCGAUAUUUUGAUGGCGAAAAACCCGGAACAGAAAAUAGACACUCAAGCUUCGGAAGAAUUGCGAUAUACAAUUAUUCAGGGUACUGUGCCUGGCGAAACUCAUGGGAAAGACUUGUCAGCCAUUACGAGAGAUGCUCUAGAUAGGUCAUGGUACUUGCUGCAGCUCUUUGGCCAUGACUUGGAACUCCUACUUGGGGAACUUCAGUUAUGUUUUGUUCACUUCAUCGUUCUUGGCAACCUCUGCUCUUGCACACAAUGGUCUAACCUUUUGAAGUUGGUGCUGAUGUCGGCUUCCUUUUUGUACCAGAACCACACAUUUGCUGAUUCCUUUUUGCAAGUUCUUGUGGCCCAGCUUCUCAAAAUCCCGCCAGAAUAUAUCUCGCUGACACUGAACAAUCUGAUUGUGGAUAUUCCAGUGUAUCUUCAAACCAUGGAAAAUCUUUAUCAUGUUUUCGGCCAGCUGAAAGCGUGGGAAACCUUGCGAAGAGUCAAUGCCAAGUUGGGUUUCGAUCUUCUGUUUGCACUGAAAGUGGACGACGACAAUUUUGAAGUUUUCGACUUGGAAAAAUACGACGAGAACGAUGAAGAUGCGCCGAUGGUCGUCUUUUAG
Molecule: messenger RNA, 1056 nt
Organism: Clavispora lusitaniae ATCC 42720
Lineage: Eukaryota; Fungi; Ascomycota; Pichiomycetes; Serinales; Metschnikowiaceae
Product: AAR2 family protein
Biological process (GO): spliceosomal tri-snRNP complex assembly
Source: RefSeq, a predicted model, not a curated record